This is a messenger RNA of Acanthamoeba castellanii str. Neff, 540 nucleotides long. RefSeq lists its product as uncharacterized. The annotation marks the transcript as partial. NCBI's taxonomy places the organism in Eukaryota, Discosea, Longamoebia, Acanthamoebidae. The transcript is spliced from 6 exons. The record is from RefSeq and is a predicted model, not a curated record.
ACACACACGCCCAUCACUCCACUGUUUGUCCACACGAACAGGGAGCAGGCCGUGGUCGUGAUCGACACCGACAAGUCGCACCUGGCCCCGGGCGACGUGUGCAUGGGGCUGGCGCCGAUGAUUCCGGGCAUCGACGACCUCAACUCGUUCUUCACCGACCACGCCUCCUUCGUGUCCCUCGGCAUCCGCGGCGAGGUGGCCCGCUUCUUCGCCGGAAAGCUGGACGAGCAGGCCAUCGGCCUUUCCGACGCGCCCAUCAUGACGCCGGGCACGACCCUGCACGCGGACAAGAACUACGCCCAGCUGCUCGGCCGCAUGACCGAGCUGGGCAACAUCCAGUUGGGUCUGACGGUGGGCUAUCUGGCCAAGGGCGAGCCGCAGUACGCGGUCAACAUCGUCGUCGACCGUGAGCGGAAAAUGGGCAUGAUCAUAGGGAGCCUGGUGAGCAUCGCGGCCUGGGUGGUGGCCCUCGCAGCCAUGAUCCUCUUCGGCCGAAGAGCCCUCCGAGAAGAAGAGCGCAAUGCGCACAACCUUGUGUGA